CUUCAUCAUCAUUUCAGUAAGAACUUUGAAUCAAUUGAAAAUGGCGAGACCUACAGCAGUGACCGUCAUCGCGAUGAUCUGCCUCCUCGCGCACUACUCGGAGGCAAUCGGUGGGCUAAUCGGUGGUCGGACAAAGGUGAAAAACGUGAAAACGAACAAGGAGAUCCAGGAUCUGGGACGAUUCUCUGUCGAACAGUACAACAAUAUGCAGAAAUCAAUAAUUGGAAGCCAGAACGGUGGUGGCGGCGGUUAUGGAGAUGUGAAGUUUCGGGAGGUUGUGGAAGCGGAGACACAGGUGGUCUCCGGGAUCAAAUACUACAUGAAGAUCAGUACGGUGGUAACUAAGUCUGGAGCCACGAAGACGUUCGACGCCGUGUUGGUGGUGAAGCCAUGGAUUACUGAUCAAGAUAAACAACUUCUCAAAUUCACUCCUUCUUCGCCUUCUUCUUCUUCCUCCACCACUUCUACAAAGUAGAAACGUGCAUCACAAGAACUCAAAUUUCUAUCAUUUUCUUAACAAUCAUACUGCGAGAAGAGUAAAUUAGGGUUUAGGGUAACCUGUAAACUGUGUUUCAUGAUGAGCGCUAAUCAAUAAAUAAAUCUACGGAAUAAUUAAUUAACAA
Molecule: messenger RNA, 623 nt
Organism: Impatiens glandulifera
Lineage: Eukaryota; Viridiplantae; Streptophyta; Magnoliopsida; Ericales; Balsaminaceae
Product: cysteine proteinase inhibitor B-like
Exons: 1
Coding region: 41-475 (144 amino acids)
Molecular function (GO): cysteine-type endopeptidase inhibitor activity
Source: RefSeq, a predicted model, not a curated record